Messenger RNA from Nannospalax galili (Upper Galilee mountains blind mole rat), 1466 nucleotides. RefSeq names its product cyclin-I-like. NCBI's taxonomy places the organism in Eukaryota, Metazoa, Chordata, Mammalia, Rodentia, Spalacidae. Gene Ontology annotation, cellular component: cytoplasm; cyclin-dependent protein kinase holoenzyme complex; nucleus. Gene Ontology annotation, biological process: regulation of cyclin-dependent protein serine/threonine kinase activity; mitotic cell cycle phase transition. Gene Ontology annotation, molecular function: cyclin-dependent protein serine/threonine kinase regulator activity. The record is from RefSeq and is a predicted model, not a curated record.
GUAAAGGGCCCGCGGAUGACCCCGCGCCACCACUGUGAAGCCUACAGCUCUGCGGGGGAGGAGGAGGAGGAGGAAGAGGAGGAGAAGACUGUUUCUCCAUCCCAGAGAGAUGAAGUAAUUCAGUGGUUGGCCAAACUCAAGUACCAGUUCAACCUUUACCCAGAAACAUUUGCUCUGGCUAGCAGUCUUUUGGACAGGUUUUUAGCUACUGUAAAGGCUCACCCAAAAUAUUUGAACUGUAUUGCAAUCAGCUGUUUUUUUUUAGCUGCUAAGACUGUUGAAGAAGAUGAGAAAAAUCCAGUCCUAAAGGUAUUGGCAAGAGACAGUUUCUGUGGAUGUUCCUCAUCUGAAAUUUUGAGAAUGGAGAGAAUUAUUCUGGAUAAGUUGAAUUGGGAUCUUCACACGGCCACACCAUUGGAUUUUCUUCACAUUUUCCAUGCCAUUGCAGUGUCAACUAGGCCUCAGUUACUUUUCAGUUUGCCCAAACUGAGCCCAUCCCAGCAUCUGGCAGUCCUGACCAAGCAGCUGCUGUACUGCAUGGCCUGCAGCCGACUUCUGCAGUUCAAAGGAUCCAUGCUUGCCCUGGCCAUGGUUAGUCUGGAAAUGGAGAAACUCCUUCCUGAUUGGCUUUCUCUUACAAUUGAGCUGCUUCAGAAAGCACAGAUGGAUAGCUCCCAGUUGAUCCACUGUCGGGAGCUCGUGGCACACCACCUCUCUGCUCUGCAGUCUUCCCUGCCUCUAAAUUCCGUUUAUGUCUACCCUCCCCUCAAGCACACCCUGGUAACCUGCGACAAAGGAGCGUUCAAAUUACAUCCCUCCUCUGUCUAAGACCCAGAUUUCUCCAAGGACAACAGCAAGCCAGAAGUGCCAGUCAGAGGAACAACAGCCUUCUACCAUCAUUUCCCAGCUGCCAGUGGGUGCAGGCAUACCUCUGCUAAAUGCAAAGUGGAGGAAAUGGAAGUGGAUGACUUCUACGAUGGAAUCAAACGGCUCUAUAAUGAAGAUAAUGCUUCAGAAAAUGUGGGUUCUGUGUGUGGCACUGAUCUGUCAAGGCAAGAGGGGAAUGCUUCCCCAUGUCCACCUCUGCAGCCUGUUUCUGUCAUGUAGUUUCAAGUGUUACCUGCCAGUGCACUCUAAGGUUGACUGAGAAUGAGAACAUAGAAAAUCAGGGAAGACUGUAGAGAAGGGGAUAUGCUUUAGCAGACUGAAGUGAGCCAGGAAAAAAGAAAACACAACAUUUAUUUGUGUGGCUAAUUAUAACUCAAAAUUAUUUAACAUAAUGGCAUACAUUUAUAAACUCAAAAGAUCAAAGUAUAUUUAAAAAAAAAAUCCUUGUACUAUGUGAGUUCCACUCCUUUUCUCUGUUAGAGCUUGCCCCAUGUCCAAAAAAAAAUCAAUUUAAUGUUUAGGGGAAAAGUUCCAAAAUAGCUAGCAAAACCUUGUUCCCAAUAUCCUAAUUUAGUUUU